ACCUUGUUGUUGACUGCUAUCACACACUCGACACUAGGAAUAAACAAUUUGAUCAUGGAAAAGAUCUCGAAUAAGAUCGCUGCUCUUCCCGAAGAUGCAGACUACUUUUCUCUGGAGUUCUUCCCUCCGAAAACGCAGAUGGGCUCAGCAAACCUCCAAGCCCGAUUAGAGCGUAUGUCCCAGGCCCUUCGACCGCUUUUUGUGACCGUGACAUGGGGUGCUGGAGGAACCACGGCUACCAAGUCCCUUGAACUUGCGGAAAUAUGCCAGAGACAAUUGGGUUUAACCACAUGCCUGCACCUGACAUGCACCAAUAUGAACAGGACUCUAAUCGAUAGCGCACUGGAUGAAGCAAAAGCUCUAGGCAUCCGGAAUAUUCUGGCGCUGCGGGGUGAUCCACCCAGGAGUGACGAGUACAACCUUGAUGGAGAAGACGAUAGCAACAAGGAGUUUACAUACGCGGUAGAUCUAGUGCGGUAUAUCCGCAAGAAGCACAGUGAUUACUUCUGCAUAGGCGUGGCGGCUUAUCCAGAAGGUCAUUCCGAUGAGUCUCAUCCUGGUGUUCAAGAUCCCGUCAGGGACCUCCCUUAUUUGGUUGAGAAAACUAAAGCGGGAGCCGAUUUUAUCAUGACACAAUUGACCUACGAUCUGGAGGCAUAUAAAAGAUUUGAGUCAAUGCUGCGGAAUCAUGAAUCUGGAGUGUUCAAGACCAUUCCGAUUAUUCCUGGCUUGAUGCCCAUUCAGAGCUACCCGAGGCUAACCAGAAUCACGAAACUAAGCCACGUCCGCGUCCCACCAGAAAUGUUAUCUCGAAUUGAGGCAUGUAAAAAGGACGACGAAGCAGUUAAGAAAGUCGGCGUUGACAUUCUGAGCGAGUUGGUUGAAGGAAUUAAAACGAUUCCAGGCACAGGGCCCCGAGGCCUGCAUUUUUAUACGCUGAAUCUGGAGAAGUCUGUGUCUUUUAUCCUUGAGCGAUGUAACCUGAUACCACCAUCAUCGGAGGCUUCAAGUGACACAGAUUCAGAUUCAGUCUUCGCCUCCGGAAACUUGCAAAACGGACUUGGUACAGCGGCAGACAAACCCCCCUUAAUAUCAAGGCGCCGAGCGUCAUCUCUAAAUUCUCAACCGCAUAACCGCGUAAUUGUUGAUAGAGCUGAUAUAUCCUCCCAAAGCUCUAUCACACAUGAAGCAUCCGCUCAGGGCGCUGGUAUGCCUGCUCUUAACCCUCCUCAUCGCAAUACAGCCCUACAAAUCUCUGAAGGGAUGGGAGCACUUGGCCGUGAAGCCACUUGGGAUGACUUUCCCAACGGUCGUUGGGGUGAUGCUCGCUCACCUGCGUUUGGUGAGAUCGAUGGAUACGGUCCGUCCUUACAUGUGACAGCAAAUGUUGCCCGUCGAUUAUGGGGAUACCCGACUACCCGCGAAGAUAUAAAUAACAUAUUUAGGCAGCACGUUUCCGGUGGAUUGCACGCAGUCCCCUGGUCUGAAGGAGGCGCCGCAGAGGAAACAGGUGGUUUAAGCCCGGAAACAAUCACCAUUCGUCCAUACUUACUUAGCCUGAUAGAAAAGCGAGGUUGGUGGACCCUUGCAUCGCAGCCUGCAGUCAGCGGAGUUCGCAGCGAUCAUCCCAUCUUUGGCUGGGGUCCGCCUGGUGAGGGUUUUGUUUUUCAGAAGGCAUUCGUGGAGUUCUUCUGCUCUAAGGAUGACUAUCGCUCACAUUUAAAACCGCUACUUCAACGCUAUGGCCAUGAUGAAUUUGCGUGGUUUGCGACAAAUGCAGCUGGUGAUUUCGAAUCAUCUACAUCUUCUUCGAUACCGGUUCCUACCGGACCUGUCGAUGCCGUUUUCGAUGAUAUGGAUAGUUUUCCAUCUUCGAAUUCCGGCGGAGUUAACGCGGUAACUUGGGGUGUUUUCCGCGGAAAGGAGAUCAUUACACCUACCAUUAUCGAGGAAGUUAGCUUCCGGGCAUGGGGAGAAGAGGCAUUCCGUAUAUGGGAUGAAUGGAGACGAAUCUUUCCCCGGGGCAGUCCUACUGAAAAGUUAUUGAACCGGGUGAAGGAAGACACAUGGCUGGUUUGUGUUAUUGGCCAGCGUUUUGGUGCCGGGGGUGACCCUGGCAAAGAUGUUAUGGAAGAAGGAAAGCUUUUGUGGAAAGUGCUCGCUGGUGAGAAUGUCUCCCUGCAAUCCUAGAAUCUUUCGGCUUUUUUGAGCUCACAACUUGGAAAUAAUCGCUUGUGGACACGGGGUGUAUGGUGUGGUAUGGCAUGGGAAUCGGGAUAUACUGAGGAUUUCUUGCUGAGAUUUCAUAA
This is a messenger RNA of Coccidioides posadasii C735 delta SOWgp, 2309 nucleotides long. RefSeq lists its product as uncharacterized. Gene Ontology annotation, cellular component: cytosol. The record is from RefSeq and is a predicted model, not a curated record. NCBI's taxonomy places the organism in Eukaryota, Fungi, Ascomycota, Eurotiomycetes, Onygenales, Onygenaceae. Gene Ontology annotation, biological process: tetrahydrofolate interconversion. Gene Ontology annotation, molecular function: methylenetetrahydrofolate reductase [NAD(P)H] activity; FAD binding.